Messenger RNA from Alexandromys fortis (reed vole), 9251 nucleotides. RefSeq names its product chromodomain helicase DNA binding protein 5 (gene Chd5). The coding region runs from base 1 to 5988 and encodes 1995 amino acids. The transcript is spliced from 41 exons. Gene Ontology annotation, cellular component: chromatin; nucleus. Gene Ontology annotation, biological process: chromatin remodeling; negative regulation of transcription by RNA polymerase II. Lineage: Eukaryota; Metazoa; Chordata; Mammalia; Rodentia; Cricetidae. Gene Ontology annotation, molecular function: ATP hydrolysis activity; ATP binding; ATP-dependent chromatin remodeler activity. The record is from RefSeq and is a predicted model, not a curated record.
AUGCCGUUGGGCGUGGAAGAAGACGAUGGUGGCCUUGAAGGCUUCGAGGAUUUCUUCCCUGCAGAGCCCGUGAGCCUUCCCAAGAAGAAGCCCAAGAAGCUGAAAGAGAGCAAGUCCAAAGGGAAACGGAAGAAGAAGGAGGGGAGCAACGAUGAGCUGUCAGACAAUGAGGAGGACCUGGAAGAGAAGUCGGAGAGCGAAGGCAGCGACUACUCCCCCACCAAGAAGAAGAAGAAGAAACUGAAGGAGAAGAAGGAGAAGAAAGCCAAGCGGAAAAAGAGGGACGAGGACGAGGAUGAUAAUGACGACGGAGGCUUGAAGGAGCCAAAGUCCUCGGGGCAGCUCAUGGCGGAGUGGGGCCUUGAUGAUGUGGACUACCUGUUCUCAGAGGAAGACUACCACACGCUAACCAACUACAAGGCUUUCAGCCAGUUCCUUCGGCCGCUCAUUGCCAAGAAGAACCCCAAGAUCCCUAUGUCCAAAAUGAUGACCGUCUUGGGGGCCAAGUGGCGAGAAUUCAGCGCCAACAACCCGUUUAAGGGCAGCUCGGCGGCAGCAGCUGCGGCAGCUGUGGCCGCAGCUGUAGAGACUGUGACCAUUGCUCCUCCAUUGGCUAUCAGUCCCCAGCAGGUGCCCCAGCCUCUCCCCAUCCGCAAGGCCAAGACCAAAGAGGGCAAGGGGCCUGGAGUGAGGAAGAAGAACAAAGGCGCCAAAGACUCCAAGAAGAAGGGGAGGGGCAAGCGAGUGGCGGGGCUCAAAUUCCGCUUUGGAGGAAUCAGCAAGAGGAAGAAGGGUUCCUCGAGCGAGGAAGAUGAGCGCGAGGAAUCCGAUUUGGACAAUGCCAGCAUCCAUAGCUCUUCCGUGCGCUCCGAGUGCUCCACCGCGCUGGGCAAGAAGAAUAAGAGGAGGCGCAAGAAGAAGAGGAUAGAUGAUGGUGACGGCUAUGAGACAGACCACCAGGACUACUGUGAAGUGUGCCAGCAGGGUGGGGAGAUCAUUCUGUGUGACACUUGCCCGAGGGCGUACCACCUGGUCUGCCUGGACCCGGAGCUGGAGAAGGCUCCAGAGGGCAAGUGGAGCUGCCCGCACUGUGAGAAGGAGGGGAUCCAAUGGGAGCCGAAGGACGAUGAUGAGGAAGAGGAGGAGGGCGGCUGUGAGGAGGAGGAGGAUGAUCACAUGGAGUUCUGCCGCGUGUGCAAGGACGGUGGCGAGCUCCUGUGUUGCGAUGCCUGUCCCUCCUCUUACCAUCUGCACUGCCUCAACCCUCCGCUGCCAGAGAUCCCGAACGGUGAAUGGCUCUGCCCGCGCUGUACUUGUCCCCCACUGAAGGGCAAAGUCCAGCGGAUCCUACACUGGAGGUGGACCGAACCCCCAGCUCCCUUUAUGGUGGGACUGCCAGGACCAGAGGGGGAGCCAGGCAUGCCCCCACCCAAGCCUCUGGAGGGCAUUCCUGAGAGAGAAUUCUUUGUCAAGUGGGCCGGGCUCUCUUACUGGCACUGCUCCUGGGUGAAGGAGCUACAGCUGGAGCUGUACCACACCGUGAUGUACCGCAACUACCAAAGAAAAAACGAUAUGGACGAGCCACCGCCCUUUGAUUAUGGCUCCGGCGAUGAGGACGGUAAGAGCGAGAAGAGGAAGAACAAGGACCCUCUCUAUGCCAAGAUGGAGGAGCGCUUCUACCGCUACGGCAUCAAGCCCGAGUGGAUGAUGGUCCACCGCAUCCUGAACCAUAGCUUUGACAAGAAGGGGGACAUGCAUUACCUGAUCAAGUGGAAGGAUUUAUCCUACGACCAGUGCACCUGGGAGAUUGAUGACAUCGAUAUCCCCUACUAUGACAGCCUGAAGCAGGCCUACUGGGGCCACAGGGAGCUGAUGCUGGGAGAGGAUGCCCGGCUCCCCAAGAGGCUGAUCAAGAAGGGCAAGAAGCUGAAGGAUGAUAAGCAGGAGAAGCCCCCAGAGACGCCCAUUGUGGAUCCCACAGUCAAGUUUGACAAACAGCCGUGGUACAUCGACUCCACUGGAGGCACGCUGCACCCUUACCAGCUGGAGGGCCUCAACUGGUUACGUUUCUCCUGGGCCCAGGGCACUGACACUAUCCUGGCUGACGAGAUGGGUUUGGGCAAGACGGUGCAGACCAUUGUGUUUCUCUAUUCCCUGUACAAGGAGGGCCACUCCAAGGGGCCUUACCUGGUCAGCGCGCCCCUGUCCACCAUCAUCAACUGGGAACGUGAGUUUGAGAUGUGGGCGCCUGACUUUUACGUGGUCACCUACACGGGGGACAAGGAGAGCCGCUCGGUGAUCCGGGAGAACGAGUUUUCCUUUGAGGACAACGCCAUUCGGGGUGGGAAGAAAGUAUUUCGCAUGAAGAAGGAAGUGCAGAUCAAGUUCCAUGUGCUGCUCACCUCCUAUGAGCUCAUCACUAUCGACCAAGCCAUCCUGGGCUCCAUCGAGUGGGCCUGCCUUGUGGUGGACGAGGCCCACCGGCUCAAGAACAACCAGUCCAAGUUCUUUAGGGUCUUGAAUAGCUACAAGAUUGACUACAAGCUGCUGCUGACAGGGACGCCCCUUCAGAACAACCUGGAAGAGCUAUUCCAUCUCCUCAACUUCCUGACUCCAGAGAGGUUCAACAAUCUGGAAGGCUUCCUGGAGGAGUUUGCUGACAUCUCCAAAGAAGACCAGAUCAAAAAACUGCACGACCUGCUGGGGCCGCACAUGCUCCGGAGGCUCAAGGCCGAUGUGUUCAAGAACAUGCCGGCCAAGACAGAGCUGAUCGUCCGUGUGGAGCUGAGCCAGAUGCAGAAGAAGUACUACAAGUUCAUCCUCACACGGAACUUCGAGGCACUCAACUCCAAGGGGGGCGGCAACCAGGUGUCUCUGCUCAACAUCAUGAUGGACCUGAAGAAGUGCUGCAACCACCCAUACCUCUUCCCCGUGGCCGCCGUGGAGGCCCCCGUAUUGCCCAAUGGCUCCUACGACGGCAGCUCCCUGGUCAAGUCUUCGGGGAAGCUCAUGCUGCUGCAGAAGAUGCUCAAGAAGCUGCGGGAUGAAGGACAUCGAGUGCUGAUCUUCUCCCAGAUGACUAAGAUGUUGGACCUCUUGGAGGACUUCCUGGAGUAUGAGGGCUACAAGUAUGAGCGGAUCGACGGGGGCAUCACUGGGGGCCUCCGGCAAGAGGCCAUCGACAGAUUCAAUGCUCCUGGGGCCCAGCAGUUCUGCUUCCUGCUCUCAACACGUGCCGGUGGCCUGGGCAUCAAUCUGGCCACAGCGGACACAGUUAUCAUCUACGACUCGGACUGGAACCCACACAAUGACAUCCAGGCCUUCAGCCGUGCUCACCGCAUCGGGCAGAACAAGAAGGUGAUGAUCUACCGCUUCGUGACCCGGGCCUCUGUGGAGGAGCGCAUCACUCAGGUGGCCAAGCGCAAGAUGAUGCUCACUCACCUGGUGGUGCGACCUGGCCUGGGCUCCAAGUCAGGCUCGAUGACCAAGCAGGAGCUGGAUGACAUCCUUAAGUUUGGCACGGAGGAGCUCUUCAAGGACGAUGUGGAGGGCAUGAUGUCCCAGGGUCAGAGGCCUGCCACACCCAUCCCUGAUGUACAGUCCUCCAAGGGCGGAUCUUUGGCAGCCGGAGCGAAGAAAAAGCAUGGCAGUACCCCACCAGGUGACAACAAGGACGUGGAAGACAGCAGUGUGAUCCACUAUGAUGAUGCGGCCAUAUCCAAGCUGCUGGAUCGGAACCAGGAUGCCACAGAUGACACGGAGCUACAGAACAUGAAUGAAUACCUGAGCUCCUUCAAGGUGGCACAGUACGUGGUCCGCGAGGAGGACGGCGUGGAGGAGGUCGAGCGGGAGGUGAUUAAGCAGGAGGAGAAUGUGGACCCUGACUACUGGGAGAAGCUGCUGCGCCACCACUACGAGCAGCAGCAGGAGGACUUGGCCCGCAACCUGGGCAAGGGCAAACGCAUCCGCAAGCAAGUCAACUACAAUGACGCCUCCCAGGAGGACCAGGAGUGGCAGGAUGAGCUCUCGGACAAUCAGUCCGAGUAUUCCAUCGGCUCUGAGGAUGAGGACGAGGACUUUGAGGAGAGACCCGAAGGGCAGAGUGGACGGCGACAGUCUAGGAGGCAGCUGAAGAGUGACAGGGACAAGCCCCUGCCGCCUCUUCUGGCUCGCGUUGGAGGCAACAUUGAGGUUCUGGGCUUCAAUGCCAGACAGAGGAAGGCUUUUUUGAAUGCCAUCAUGCGCUGGGGCAUGCCCCCCCAGGACGCCUUCAACUCCCACUGGCUGGUGCGGGACCUUCGCGGGAAGACUGAGAAGGAAUUUAGAGCCUAUGUGUCCCUCUUCAUGCGGCACCUGUGUGAGCCAGGGGCCGACGGCUCAGAGACCUUCGCAGACGGUGUACCCCGGGAGGGCCUGUCCAGGCAGCACGUGCUCACGCGUAUUGGGGUCAUGUCGCUGGUUAGGAAGAAGGUGCAGGAGUUUGAACAUGUCAACGGGAAGUACAGCACCCCAGAUCUGGUCCCCGAGGGACCGGAGGGCAAGAAGCCCUGCGAGGUUAUCUCCUCGGAUCCCAACACACCCGUGCCUGCCAGCCCUGCACAGCUCCCAGCAGCCCCACUGGGCCUGCCAGACAAAAUGGAAGCCCAGCUGGGCUACAUGGAUGAGAAGGAGUCAGGCAUGCAGAAGCCAAAGAAGCCCCAGGAAAUCCAGGCCCUGCCGACUGCGCUGGACAGAGGAGAAGGUGAAGACAAACACCAGAACUCAGACAGCAAGGACAGAGCUCGAGAGGAGAGGUUGGAGGAGGCAGAGAAGGCCCAGGGCUCACCCGAGCAGCCACCGAAAGAGGAAGUGCUGCCAGACAAGGAGCCCAUUCCAGUCAAGCUGGAGCCAAGCCCAAGUCACAGCGGCGAUUUCAGGCCAGAUGACUCCAAGGUUGAGGAGAGGGAGCCCAUGGAGACACAGCAAAACGGUGACAGAGAGGAAGAUGAGGAGGGGAAGAAAGAAGACAAGAACGGGAAAUUCAAAUUCAUGUUCAACAUUGCAGAUGGGGGCUUCACAGAAUUGCACACACUGUGGCAGAAUGAGGAACGGGCCGCUGUGUCCUCAGGAAAAAUCUAUGAAAUCUGGCACCGCCGCCAUGACUACUGGCUGCUGGCAGGCAUCGUGACGCAUGGCUAUGCCCGCUGGCAGGACAUUCAGAAUGACCCGCGGUACAUGAUCCUCAACGAGCCCUUUAAGUCUGAGAUCCACAAGGGCAACUACUUGGAAAUGAAGAACAAGUUUCUGGCCCGCAGGUUCAAGCUGCUGGAGCAGGCACUGGUGAUCGAGGAACAGCUCCGGAGGGCUGCGUACCUCAACAUGACCCAGGAUCCCAACCACCCCGCCAUGGCUCUCAAUGCGCGCCUGGCAGAGGUGGAGUGCCUUGCUGAGAGCCACCAGCACCUAUCUAAGGAGUCGCUGGCCGGGAAUAAGCCUGCCAAUGCCGUCCUUCACAAGGUCCUGAACCAGCUGGAGGAACUGCUGAGUGACAUGAAGGCAGAUGUGACUCGCCUGCCCUCCAUGUUGUCACGCAUCCCCCCGGUGGCUGCCCGUCUGCAGAUGUCGGAACGCAGCAUCCUGAGCCGCCUCACCAACCGCGCUGGUGACCCCACCAUCCAGCAGGGCGCUUUCGGCUCCUCUCAGAUGUACAACAGCUUUGGGUCCAACUUCCGGGGCCCUGGACCGGGAGGGAUUGUCAACUACAGCCAGAUGCCCCUGGGGCCCUAUGUGACUGGUAGGUCCCCACCCGCUUCCGGGCAGCAUGCAUGCGACGGCCCUCCGGGGCCCAGCCUGCCCGUUGCUGGGGAUGCCAGGCAAGCCCAUGCUCUGAUCUCUUCUCGGCAGACAUCUAGUCGUCCUUGUGACUUCCCCCUGUUGCAGCGCUCCUUUCCAGCUGAGCCGGGCCACCUGCCCAACCCCCACGGGAGAGAAAAGCUACAGCCCUUUUAGGAGUCGGUGCCGUGUUGGGAUACAAAAGGGAAAGCAAGCAAUUCUGUCACGCAGAGGACAAGGCCCAGCCUGGCUGCACAAGAGCCCAGAAGUGCCACCUCAUCGUAGUUGAUGUGUUCUUCCACACUGCAUCCUACCCUCUGCCAUGCCGGGCAAGGCCCUGGCACCUUUUCCAGAGUGACUGACUUAGAGGAAAUUCCAUUUACCCGUACUUUUUUUUGCACUUUCCUACCGAAGAUGCGAACGUGUUUGUCCUGAUAAAAAGUUGGAUGGCGUGUGGAAGACUCAGACUCACGGCGCUCCUGUCUGUCACUCGGCUCCAGACGCAAGGGGAAGUUCUCUGGAGGCCCUUGGUGUUGCUCUGUGGACUCACUCCAGCUGGGGAGAAGGCAGCAUCCCGCGUUCUGGAAGCCCUUAGUGUGUCCCUUGCCCCUGUCUGCACCUGUGUGGCGACCCUUCUGCUCUGGCCCCCUGCCUACUUGGGACUCUAGCGUUAGGGGGAUCAGGUCUGGAGAGUGGCUGCUUAGCCUGGUGAUGCCCAGCUUGGGGUUUUCUAUCUCCUUCCUGCCAGGGUUGGGGACCACCAGGUACAUUUCAUCUCCUGGCACGGGCACAUAUCUCAAAGGCUCUGGAAUCUGUUUCCAGUGGACACUGGAGGCCCCAGCGAUGUGUGGCAAAUGGAAGAGGGUGCCUCAGAAGGCAGGACAGACCUGGGCCAAAGGCUGGCCCGACGGGCUUCUGGACAUUUGCUCUUUGCGGGAGCAUGGUGCAGGCACGUGGGAGCUGGUAGGGUGUCCCAGGAAAGAGGGUCAUGUUUGUUGGGUGGCCCUGGGAGACUUGACCCCCUCCACCUGGGCACAGGCUUUCCUGUGCCCAACAUCCUGGACCACAGAUGUCAAGCUGAACUUCUCUGUUGUCUUGGUCCUAGAGAGGCCUUGUCUAGGGAAGCUGCUGCGUGAAGUAGGGGCCAUCAUGGCCCUUGCUGGUUCGCAGAGGGGGUGGAGAGCUGUGACUGGAGGUGGUACUGGACCUGAUGGCUUCUUUAGAUCUUUCCGAGCUGGAACCUCCAAGGCUUCUGGCCUUAUUUCCUGUAGGGAUGCCUUGGAAUGCUAGGACCAUCUUCCCAUGCCAGCAUUGCCAUACCAACUUGUCUGGCUCUACCCCAGCCUGUGGCACCACGUAAUGCUCCAUGCUGGGGUAUGGGUGGGGUGGACCUGCCAGGCGCUUGGCCUGUAUCUGACCUUCUUGCUGACCCUAGCUCAACCUGGAGAUUUCCAAGCCCUUGCCUUGGUGUUCCCAGGCAGAUGUUCUAGGGCUCAGUAUACCCUGAAGAUGAGGAAGAGGCUUCUGGGGAGAAGCACGUUGGGUGUGAGGGCAGGAAGAUUGGAGGGGUUCAGACUCCUGAAAGGAGGGUUACAGUGUCUCUGGGUCCACCAAGAUUGGGGGCAGGUCUCCAUGGGCUUGUCUUAAGGACACCGGGGCAGGUGCCCAAUCUUUCCUUAGCCCAGAUGUGCACAUCUGUAACGUAGUUCCUCCUCUGAACCCCUGGAGGGCUGGACCCCCACGGCUUCUUCCACUAUGGCAUUGCCAUGCUUUGGUCUGUCGAAAUCUCAAGGCCAGCAGACUGGCCGGACACUGUGGGUAGGUGUGGGGGGGGGGGGACUCUGGUCACAGACAGGACCUCUGCAGGCCUGAGCAUACCAUAGAUCUCCAGGUGUAUCUCUCUAAGAAGGGCUGUCCCCUGCAUGGGAGCGGCCACCAUAAGCUUGUCCCCCAACCCAGUGCCUCUUGUGUUAAUCCCACCAGGCAAGGUAGUCAGCCCUGCUGGCCUCAUUUGGAGCUGUACUCACCUCCUUUGCCCCAGGUGACAGAGCCUGACACUGGGGUCUGGAGGCACAGGGGGAACAGUAUGGCCUGUGACUCUCAAGGGUUCACCCUUCCCCUGAUGACAUCUCCCAGGAGUCUGUGCUCUGCCUGUCUCUGCCUCUUCCUAGGCUACACCCACCCACCCUGGCCUUCUCUCCACAGCCACCCUGACCCGAGCCCUCUGCUGCUGGGAAGGUCUGUGUUCCCCAUGACCGCCACCUAGGAGGUUUUGGAGGCUAGAUUGCCCAGGCAGCUGGGGAGAGGAAAAAGGCCUCUCAGCUGUCUCAUGCCGGAGAGUGAUGGGGGCAGAGGGGGCAGGGGUGCUGAUAGAAUUGGGGUCCUCGUACCCAAGCUGUCUGAGCCACAGUGACAUUACAUUUCCAGCCACUCUGACUCACUAGCUGCUAUAGGAUUCUGUGGAAGGUGUGGGGUGUCUCUCAGGUGAGACACAGGGCAUUUGGGUCGGACCUACAACACCUGAGGGCACCCCUUCGUACACUCCUGCUCUGAAGUGCUUCCUCUGUAGAUUUCCUAUACUCCAGGGUUUCUGUGUGCCAGGGCUCCCUCCCUCACCCUCUGGGUGCCCCCAAACCCAUACAGGGUUGAGAGGCUCAGUAUAACACCUGCAACCGUCCCCUAAGUCUUGAGGUCCUGCAGGGGGCAUGCUGACGGUGGGCUAGAGGGCCAGAAAUCCUGUAGUCCCACAGAGUGGGCAGGUGUUGAUGCUCAGAGCUUCUGGUGUGUGUCAAGGAAGGAAAAGGGGGUUAGGGGCCCAGGCUAACCCUCCCUUCACCUUCGCUGUCUUAGCCUGUCCAUGAGGGUGGACAGCCACCCCUAAGGCACUCCCGCACAGAACACAGCAUGGAGGAGGAGGCCGAUCCGCCCAGUUUAUAUACCCGGAAGUUUACAGGUUGUGGUGCGUCAGCCCAAAGUCAUCGGUGUCCUUGUGUUUAUGGAUAUUUUCCCUCUUAAGUUUCAGAUUUUUUUUAAAACAAAGUAUUUUUUUAGGUGCGAUAACCCGGAAAGGGCCUGUUGGGUGUGUGUGUAUGUCCUGAACUCCACAUAGCCACACAGGGACCAGAGUCCAGCUCGGAGGUAGCUCCUUUACCUGGCCUGGAGAGGGGGGAGGGCCCCCUGCUGCCUGCCAGGGUCAAGCUAGACUCUACAGGGAGUUCUCUUCCUGCCCAGGCCAGGCUGGCAUCUGUUCUGCCGCUGUCCCAUCCAGUACACCCUGGUGAAGCAGGAGUAGGCACUUGGGGCUAGCCAGAGCGUCUCAAUGGGUCCCAGGGGCACAUACCCCAGCUCCUCUGAAGGCUGUCCUGGGGGGGCGCUGGACAGGCUAGCCAACUGUUAUCUUCACUUGUACUCUGUGUGUAUGUUUUGGUUUCUGUGUUUUA